Molecule: messenger RNA, 3146 nt
Organism: Penaeus chinensis
Lineage: Eukaryota; Metazoa; Arthropoda; Malacostraca; Decapoda; Penaeidae
Exons: 3
Coding region: 172-2151 (659 amino acids)
Biological process (GO): regulation of mitochondrial mRNA stability
Source: RefSeq, a predicted model, not a curated record
AAGAAAUUCACAAUGUGACCCGUAGUUACUAUGGUCGGCGAAAUCAGCUGUUUAGUGUAAACAAUACCGCACGGAAGGACCUGUACUUCUCAAUUCUAUCGGGGAAAAAAAAUACGAAAUUGAGAACAGGUUAAAAGUGUAAUCUAUGACACAGAUUUGAUAUAAGUAACCAUGUUGAAAAGUUUAAGAAGAUUACAGCCUUUUAAGGUUGUGUACUUGAAAAAUUACAUACAAAAUAACAAGGUUAUUCCCAGACCUGCAUCCUUUGUGCAGCAUUUGGACUUGCUUCGUUGCUAUGGCAUCAGACAUUCUCAUGUUCCAUUUGUUGAAGAAGAUACCUUGAGCUUCAAAAUAUUGGAACAUAUGAGAAUUAGUGAUAAAUAUGCCACUGCCCUUACUAAGGAAAAAUAUGAACAAAACUCGUCAGAAACCAGUCAGGCUAUCAAGCAGAUGUUACUUGUCAUAGCUCAUAAUCCUGAUGUUAAAACAUCAGAUGUUCUUCAUUUGUUUUCAUUAUAUGCUUCAUCUGGACGUUUUUUAUCUCAAGAUAUAAUAUCAAACAAGUCAUUGAUGUCUGAGGCAAAACACAAGAUUUUGAAAAGCUUUCCUUGGAUGACAGAAAAUGAACUGAAGAAUUUAGCCUACUUGUUAAAGGAAUUAGAAUUUGAGAAAAGUGGAUAUUUGCAGUAUCUUGUAAAAGGAAUUAAUGAAGAAUGUUUAAAAAGAGCCUUAGCAAGUGGUCUUCCUGAGAGUCUCAGACUGUUUGAUAUCCUCUUAAUUCUCCAUGGUAACAGGAUUUACAGGAAAAGAGAAUAUGACACUUUUUUAUCAUUGUUUGAAGCUAAUGUAGACACAGCUCAUCCUCAUCAUUUAGUUCAAAUUUUGCAUUAUAUAGGUCUUGCCAAGAAAAGAAGGUUAUCAAAAGAAUUUGUUCUGCUGAUAAUUGAAAAACUGGAUAAACAUUUGGAUGAUCUGACAUUCAGAGAUCUUGGAAUAGCAGUGGCUGGCAUAUUCAAAUCCAAUGUCAAACUUGAGAGAACAUCAGCCUUUGUUAAAAAAGUUGCAGAUCAUAUGAAAAAUAAAAUAAAAGAAUCUGUAUUGCUUACAGAUAUUGAAACUUAUGGCCUUGUUUCUAUGAUCAAACUCCUCCGAGUGACAAGAUUCCAUGAUGAUGAUCUUUUGUCUGCUGUCAAAUCUUUUGUGAUGAGUUGUGAUAAAAGUAUUCUGAAUGCUCAGAUUGUUCCACACAUCUUGGCAAUGUUCUCUAAUUGUAAUGUUUAUGAUGAAGAGCUCUUUGGUAAACUAGAAAAUCAGGUUCUUAAACUCCUUAGAGCUGAGUCACAUGAGUUAAGGAUGAGGGACCUUACAAGGGUGCUUUGGUGUUUUAGUCAUGUAGGUCACAAGUGUAGUCCUCAAACAUUAGAGGUGUUUGAUGAAUCUUUCAUGGAGUUCAUUCAUAAAGGGGAAGUUGCUAGAUCACCAUACUUCCUGUCAGAUGCUCUCUUCUCCAUGGCAAUCCUCCAGCAUUAUCCAGAAGCAUUAAUUAGGGAAGCAUUCAAGCCAGAAAUGAUUCAAGGACUGAAAGGGCAUCAGAGGAGUAAGCAGUUAUCCAGAUUGCUUAUAUUACAUGAGUGCCUGAAGACAGAAGUCCCUACCCUGAGAAUGGAACCACCUGUAGUGGAGAAGUUUGAAAUACCAAGUAGAACUCUUGCAGAUGAAUUCCAACACCGCCCACAUAUUAAGAAGUUAAGUGAAGGGGCUAAGUGGAUUAAUUCAAUUGUUGGAAGAACAGUGUUGAAACUCCAGUUCCCAAUACCAUAUAUAAAUUAUGCUAGUCUGACUACAGAUUUCAGUCAGCUGAAGGGUGAAGAUUCUGAAAGUGGUAAAUAUGAAGAUACACAGCAAAUACAUAUUUUUCAACAGCUGUCUAAAAUAAGAGAUAUUCAGGAUAAUAAAAACAUUGUUGUUGAAGUUUUAGAUUUACCAUCAUUACUGAAAGGAACCUCAGAGCCAGUUGGCCUUUUCAGGCUAAAAAUACGUCUCCUAGAGCAAUUAGGUUGGGAUAUCAGGUAUCUCACUAGUUUGGAAGUGGAAAGUUGUGGUGAUGAUAUUCAAGGGUUAGGAGCUCUAUUGUUAGAUAAGAUAAAUUAGCAUCACAAAACAUAAGAGACCAAGUAAUUUUGUAGAAUUGCAUAGACAUUUUAAAAUGUAGAUAUGAUGAUCUUAUAUUGUGAAUUUUAUUUAUUAUUUUGGUUUCAUAAUGUAAAUUUGAUAAAUAGAAGUUGAAGUUUUUGUUUAUAAUGAUUCAUUUUCCAGGUCAAUUUUGUAAAUAAAAGAAAACAAGUAUACUGAUAUGAUGAUCUUAUACUCUGAAUUGUAUUUAUUAUUUUGGUUUCAUAAUGUAAACAAUUUGAUAAAUAGAAGUUAAAGUUUUUGUUUAUAAUGAUUUAUUUUCCAGGUCAGUUUUGUAAAUAAAAGAAAACAAGUAUACUGUGUUUAUGUUACCAGAUUUCUAAAGCAGAAUGUUAUAAAUUGAUCAACUCAUUCUAUGCAAUGUGACCCACUCAUGGGUUUGAUAUCAUCUUAUUUUGUGAUGUGGCCCACCUUGGAAUCAGAAAUUCAUACUUGUCGUAUCUUUUUGUUUUAGUAAUGGGUUUCCAAUUCCAUGCUGCUUAGAUCUUGCUUUAUAAAAGUUUAAGUUUUUAGUCAACACAGAUAUGAUGAUAUAUAUUUUAAAGGAAUGAACACAUAGUAUAAAGACCACUAUUAUUGUUUUAAGAAAUCAUCAAAUAUAUACAUAUAUAUAUGAUAGAAUGUUUUCUUUUUAAAAGCUUUGAUAUUACAGAAUACUAUUAAUAAAGCAUUGCAAACAUUCUGAAACACAACUGAAUUGAUUAUGAGCCUAUUUCCACUUGUAAACUUUUCUACAGCACCAUUAGAUGAUUUUCACAUACUUUUCCAAUUUUUUGUAAAUGUAGAACCUUGGCUAUGAUUCUCCAUUGAGUCCCUCUGAAUUGGGGUUGUAUCACAGACGUAAUUUUUUUUGUUGAUGGCACGGUUUUGUUACAAGAGAAUAUUUAUCUUUUUGUGCCAGGGGAUAUCAGCAUCAUUGCAUUGCUAAUAGGAUGAAAUGUAUUAAUGUGAAU